GUCCGCUGGAGUUCGCACGCACAUGGACACACACACACACACACAUCCAUCCAUCAAUCAAUCCGUAUGCUGCACAAGGCUCCACCCAGUUGGCUUUUCCACAGCAGCAACGCAACGCGCCACACAAGACGACCACAACACGAUGGUACGCAAGGAAAACGACCACAUGAGUCCGCCAAAGAAUGGGUGUGGCGGUGGAGGGACGCAUGGAGGUGUUGGCGCACAGGCAGUGACGGCAAGGCACGGCCAUCAUCGUCUGGGCACCAACACACCAUUGCGUCCAUCCAUCCAUCCAUACAUCACAUAGCGCACCAUCAUGUCCAUCCAAUGCACCAAGCCAGUAGACAUACAUCCACAUACACAUGCACAAGCCAGUAGACAUCCCUCCCUCCCUCCCUCCCUCCAUUUGCCUCUUCUCUCUCGGUACGGUCGGUAUAUACAUCAGAUAGACAGAGGCAUACAGUACUUAUACAGAGAAAGACGUGGCCGACAAGUGAUGUGAUGCACAUCAACAGGCAUGCCAUAGUGAACGAACGGCAUAUAUUGAAUAUAUCAGUACUUACAUAACGCUUGUUUCCUAACACGCACGCCAGCAUGCCCUCAGUCAGUGAUGGAUAGCCCUGUGUGUGUCGCUCAUUUCAUUCUCUUUGCUGUCUUUUCUGAGCGUUUGUGUCUGCCGGUUCGUUCGAUGCGCCUCGAACGCACGCAAACGAUCCAAAAAGGCAGCAAAGUGAAGGUGAGUGAGCACACCACACCAACCAGUCAGUCACAAUCAUCAAAACCAACCAACACAGAGAGGGAGUGUGCGCGUGCGAGCGUGUGUGUGUAUGGUGUGUGCGACAAAACCACCCCACACACCCACCAUGAGCCAAUCCAUCCUUCUCCCUCCCUCCCACCCUCCCAUAUGCACAUGGUCGCUCUCUGUAUCUGUCUGUCUGUCUAUCUAUCAGUAUCUCGCUUAGGAUUGGUAGAUUCGGAAUGUGCGUUCGAUCCGUUGUUGGCAUAUGGGGCAGCGGCCUGUGGACCUCACUACCGACGUGGCGCACGCUUGGCACACGCAGAGGUGGUCUGACAACAAACAAACAAGCAUACACACACACAUACAUACAGCAACACCAGGUGUGUAUGUGUGUGUGUGUGUGAUGUCUGUUUGUUCUUGUGUUGUGUGUGCUCUCACUGCAUGGGCUGAAUGCAUGUGUCUUGUGCCGCUCGUGGCACACCGCACAGAAGCGCUCCAAGUCGCGCCGCUCCUGCAGCUCCCUCUCUACCGCAGACACCUGACGCUUCAACUGACACACAGACACACACGCGGAAGCACAAACAGGUAGAGGAAUACAGGCUUGUCGUGUGUGUGUGUGUCCAUAUCACCUGAUCCAACCGUGCCUCUAGCUGGGCCAUGCUCAUAUUGCCAUAUCCCCCACCCCUACCGCCACCCCCUCCCCCUCCCGCCGCCUCCACCCUCACCGCCCCCUGCCGCCGCAGCUGCUGGAUCUCACGGUUGAGGCUCUCGUUGAUGCUCGCCUGUUUGUCGAUGAUCUCGUCCUUCCUGUCACUCUCGCGGCGGAGUUUGGCAAUUUCCUUCAGCAGCUGGUCGUAGUUCUCCAAAUCCCGAAGCCUCUCCUCUUCCUCGUCAUGCGGUUGGUUGCGGUGGUGGCCGUAGUUGGUGCGAUGGCGGCGGUCUCUAUCAGGGAACAAGUCGCGCUGAGAGCCGCGCUGCUCCGUCCGGCGGCGGUCGGUGUCGUACACCAUCUCAAAUCUGCGGCCGCCCUGCCGCCUAGUGGCCGACAUGCAGGACAGUCAAGGUGAGCGAUGAGGGGCGGAGGGGCGGGAAGAGUGGGACAUCUGCGGGCGGGCGGUGAGGGAAAUAGGGAUGCGGGGCGACGGAUGGCAGGGAGAUGGUCCUCCCCGCCGAAAUGAGCUACCACCAGUGAGUGGUGGACGAGAUGCCGAAUGCCGAUGUCUAGAACGAAGGUCUCCUCAGCGACAAGAUGAGGGCCGAUGCCGCUCCUGCACACGCGCGCGGGAAUUUGUUGCUGCUGGAAGGCUUAUAUGCUG
Molecule: messenger RNA, 2055 nt
Organism: Vitrella brassicaformis
Lineage: Eukaryota; Vitrellaceae
Source: the annotation of a GenBank genome assembly